GGUUUUAUCAAAUCCAAAAAAAAUAAAAUUUGUCUCUACUCUUUACAAACAUAAAACCUAAUAUAUACUCCUCAAAUUGAGUCAUUUUUCAUUAUAGAAAAAAAAUAUAUAUUACACUGUUGUUUUGAUCUACAAAUCAAUUAUGUGGUUAUUUGGAUUAAAAGGAGCAUCUGGUUUCUCUGCUUCAUCUACAGCUGAAGAAGUUACUCAAGGAAUUGAUGCUACUGGACUCACUGCCAUUGUUACAGGAGCGUCUAGUGGUAUUGGUGCAGAAACAACGCGUGUCCUUGCAAUGCGAGGCGCACAUGUAGUAAUGGCAGUUCGCAAUGUAAAAAGUGGCGAAGAAGUUAAAGAAAGUAUUCUUAAAGAUAUCCCCCGGGCCAAACUUGAUGUAAUGGAGCUGGAUCUCGGUUCCAUGGAAUCCGUUAGGAAGUUUGCAUCAGAAUAUAACUCUACUGGUUAUCCUCUGAACAUCCUAAUCAACAAUGCAGGGGUUAUGGCUCCACCGUUCAUGCUUUCUCAAGACAACAUUGAAUUACAGUUUGCAACUAAUCAUUUAGGUCAUUUUCUUUUGACAAAUCUUUUGCUACAAAACCUGAAAAAUACAGCUCAAGCGAGCCAUAAAGAAGGAAGGAUUGUUAACGUUUCAUCAUUGGGACAUCGAUUUACAUACCGUGAAGGGAUCCGUUUCGACAAAAUCAAUGACAAAGAUAGUUAUACGGCAAUACUUGCUUAUGGACAGUCAAAGCUUGCUAAUAUCUUACACGCUAACGAACUUGCAAGGCAUUUCAAGGAAGAAGGAGCGGAGAUAACUGCUAAUUCACUUCACCCGGGAUCAAUUACUACCAAUCUUCUCCGUCACCAGAGUUUGGUUGAAGGUUUAGUUAACUGGAUUGGCAAAUACUUUAUUAAAAACAUUCCACAGGGAGCAGCAACUACAUGCUAUGUAGCUUUGCAUCCUCAGGUGAAGGGAAUAACCGGUGAAUAUUUUUCGGACAGCAAUAUUUCUGCAUCAACUUCUCAGGGUACAGAUGCAGAAUUGGCUAAGAAACUCUGGGAUUUCAGCUUGAAUUUGACAAAACCUCAGUAAAAACAAUGUCAAUGUUGCUUUAACUCAGUAUGUGAUCAUCGCGUAAACUCUUUUAUUUUUCCUUUUCAAAUACUUUCCUUGUAAUGCACAUCUCGACUGGUUUUUGGCUGGGCAAAUCUUGCUGGCUUGAAAAUUUGAAUUUCAUGAUAAUGGUGACAUGUAUUGUUGGUAAUAGCCUCAUCUGUUUACUUGUAUAUGUCUGCAACUAUUGUAGCUUCAAAUUUAAUUCCAUCAAGAUCUUGUGGAUUA
Solanum tuberosum (potato) is the source of this 1339-nucleotide messenger RNA. RefSeq names its product short-chain dehydrogenase TIC 32, chloroplastic-like. The record is from RefSeq and is a predicted model, not a curated record. Bases 143 to 1090 code for a protein of 315 amino acids. NCBI's taxonomy places the organism in Eukaryota, Viridiplantae, Streptophyta, Magnoliopsida, Solanales, Solanaceae. The transcript is spliced from 8 exons.